This is a messenger RNA of Entrophospora candida, 213 nucleotides long. NCBI's taxonomy places the organism in Eukaryota, Fungi, Glomeromycota, Glomeromycetes, Entrophosporales, Entrophosporaceae. The record is from the annotation of a GenBank genome assembly.
AUGGGCAUUGCUUAUAUUCAAACACAUCCAGGCUUUCCCACAUUAGAAUUUGGAGUAUCAAAAAAUCCUAGCAAUAAUUCAAGAAAAUCCAGAAAACUUAGAAAAUUAUCCACAAGUACCAUUAGUGAUGAUGAGCUAAAUAUGAAAGAAAUAAAAAGACAAAUAUUAUUGAAGUCUCAAGCAUUGAAGAUAAUAUUGAUUCAAGUCAAAUGA